Messenger RNA from Oncorhynchus mykiss (rainbow trout), 1553 nucleotides. NCBI's taxonomy places the organism in Eukaryota, Metazoa, Chordata, Actinopteri, Salmoniformes, Salmonidae. The record is from RefSeq and is a predicted model, not a curated record.
AUGCUGGUGUGCGUCAACGCAGACAGGACAUGUGAGGGCAAAGCCCAAGGUUUGUUAGGGGAGGGCCAGUACCUGUGCCUAGGAAAGGGUGGGGUGGGGUCAGCCGUGGGUGCUGUCACCAAGAUUAGAUCAAGAUGGAAAUUGAAACAAUUUAACAAUAGGCUACGGCUGCAUUGGAGAAAAGAGAUCAAACUCCUGUCAGACCUUGCAUACUGUGGUUUAACCACAUUCUCAGGGUACCAGAUGUAGGGUGAAGAGUAUGUCAAUAUCAUCCAGGUGGACCCCACCCUGCGCGGGGCACUGUCCCGUGCCAGACAAGGAGCCCAGGUGUAUCUCCACAGCCUGUUUCCCUACCUGCUGGAAAAGUUGCUGGUGUGCCUGGAGAAUGAGCUUGGAGACAAGGGAAAAGCCAGGGAGGGGGAGGCCGGAGAGCAGAAGUGGCCAGUCCCUGGAGCCUGGAUGAGAGCCUGGGUCCAGAGGGUGGUGGGGCAGCUCACGGAGCCCCAGAGGAGGAUGUGCAUGCUGGUCUUGUUGGCCCUCCAGCCGGCACUCUCCAUCAUCCACCGGUUGCAUGUGGCCCUGUUUUACAUCAGCGGGGCCUUCUACCACCUGGGGAACAAGACGGCCAGCAUCCGCUAUCUUUGGGUGUGUGACGGGGGUUGACAAGGCCAUCCGGAGCAGCUACAGGCUCCUGGGCGUGGUCUCCCUGCUGCAGCUGGCCCUCACUGUGGCCCUGCAGCUCAACAAACUCCGACAGAGAGCCCAGCAGUAGUGGAGACAACACAGGAACCUGCCUUCCAGGUCUCCAGUCUGUAGAAGAGCCCAACUCACCCUGUGCAUCUCGCUGUAUCCUGUGAAUAGAGGAGAGGAGGCACUCAACCUCUACCCCAUGUGGCCACUUGUUCUGCUGGGAGUGCAUCACAGAGUGGUGUAACACCAAGACAGUGCCCUUUGUGUCGUGAGAAGUUCCAGCCUCCUCGACUGGUCUACCUGAGAAACUACUCGUUUCCAGAACCACUAGCGUGCCUUUUGUUACAUGGCUUCACUUUCUAAAUGACUGGAUCGCCACAUUGGACUGUUGAAUCGUUAAACACACCUUUGUCUUUCUUAGAGUUUAGCUAUCUCUGUUCAAGUUACUUCCAAAUAGCAUCUCACUUCAGAGAAUGCCUAGAAAUCUUAUUUUGGGACCUUGAUUCAGAUAUUGCUGAAAACUCUGUCAAGUUAUCUCCAGUGUGAAACAAAAUGGAUAAAGCGUUUCAAAUUGUUUUUGUAAUAUUUCAGAAUAUUAUUGUGAAGCUCUGUCCUCAGCUCUUUCAUUCUGUAUCAGGGAUACACACUGGAAUCAUUUGUGUAUAUUUUUCGUUCUUUAAUAUACUUGUUUUAUAUAUUUUAUGGGCAUGCAUAAUGCAGUGUACUAUAUUAAGCAAUCAUUCAUUUUGAAAUGGUUUGCAUAUGAAUCAUGUUUGGAUUGUAUCAGUCUAAUUUAUCUGAAUUAAAACGUAAUAAAAUAUAAAUCAACUAUGCAACUUUUGUAAUAAACAACUGUGCAAUUA